This is a messenger RNA of Acanthochromis polyacanthus (spiny chromis), 3022 nucleotides long. Its product is annotated as acidic mammalian chitinase-like. Gene Ontology annotation, molecular function: chitinase activity; chitin binding. Gene Ontology annotation, cellular component: extracellular region. Gene Ontology annotation, biological process: chitin catabolic process; carbohydrate metabolic process. NCBI's taxonomy places the organism in Eukaryota, Metazoa, Chordata, Actinopteri, Pomacentridae. The transcript is spliced from 11 exons. The record is from RefSeq and is a predicted model, not a curated record. Bases 1508 to 2998 code for a protein of 496 amino acids.
GCUGUGAUGGCUGUUCUGGGCUUCGGGGUCUUUCACAUUUGCAUGUGCAUGUUUGCUCAGGUCCCACCAGCUCCUGUCGAGUUCCGCUGUUGAGCAGUGAUGGGACCCGCCGGAAUGUGCUGAGACUCUCUCCAGAGUCUAAUCUCACACUAAACCCUCUCUCCUUUUCUCUAGUAUCUUCUUCUAGUAUCUUCUGGCCUAUUCCACUCUAUACUAACAUGACACCCACAACUAUGGUGUUCAGUACUGUCUGGCUAAUUAUUCAUUUAUUUAUUUAUUGUUUGUUUGGUUUUCUGUUCUCUUGUGUAUGUGUUUGCUUGUUUGUCUUAUUGAUGGGUAAUUAUUAGUUGGGAAUAACACAACACCUGAUAUUCUUCAGAUGUAAUAGCACCGCUUGCUAGUCCCUGUCCCUGUCCGUCCCUUCUCGUCCUGUCCACCCUUUGUUUCCCCUCACAUCACCACUGAGGUGUAGCACUGCCCUCCCUGGCUCUUAACAGGGAAAUGUAAUAAAGAGUGUCAGCUUAGCUUUCAGGGAGGGCUGGUGAUGGUCACACGCAUGCACUAAAUAAUAAGAUAUUUGGCUGCAAGAAUAAAAUAUGCAUUAAUCUCAUAAAGUGUUGACACCCCUUCCAUGGAGUUAAACAAUGAAAAUAAAUGCAGACAAAUAAUAAUAAUAAAAAAAAUAAAUAGUUUUGCAAAAAAUACCUAACAACUAUUCUGAUGCUUAAAUUAAUUUGAAUGUUUUUAAAAAAAAAAAACAUGUCAAACAUGUUAGUUUUAGGUUCACAAUUACAGAGACAGACCAAUUGAUCAAUUAGAAAGAAAAUAAAUUAAUCAGCAGUGAAAAUAGUCAUUGCUGCUCUUCUGAAUUUGAAGUUUCAGACAAGUGAUCAGUGUGUGAACCAGUGUCCACUUCAGAAAUAUGUUAUUAGUUGUGUAUGAUAAGAUUACUAUGGAAACUAUUCCAAAUCUGAUGUUACGUAAAACACAAUGCAUAUAUGAUUACAACUUUAUCAGGUGUCUUAUAUGCUUAGACUGAUCACUUGUCCUGAUACAAAGCACUUGAAAGAGGCAAGUUUACAUAACCUUCUGUGCUCUGAUCUAGAUUUAUUAGGCAAUAAAGAAGGGAUAUUGACGGUCAUUUUCUGACAGUUCAUUGCAGUCUGAAGUAGCCGAGUGCACCAGAGCAAUGAUAAUCUUCUGAAGGCUCUGCUUUACGUCAUUGGCAUGCAGCCUUUGUCCCUGUUUUGUCAAGCCUAUAAGAAGGACUCUCCAGUGGAUCAGUAGCCCAGCCUGCUGCUUACCUGGGAACAGGUAGCCAUCCACACAGAGAUAUUAGCUGCAUUUUUACAGGGAUACAAGUCUGACUGUGUGCAGCAUCCAUAUGUGCUGUACUAGAGCAUGUAGAAUCAAUUACAUUUUUCCAAAAUCUAGAAUGUAAACUUAUAAUAACUCAUAAAAGAAUAACUUUUUCUGUUGCAGGUCACUUUGAAGAAAAGUCUCAAACAUGGCUCGACUAAUAAUCUUGGCAGGAUUGUCCCUUUUGAUGUGCCUUCAAAUUGUGUCUUCUACCAAACUAGCGUGCUACUUCACCAACUGGUCCCAGUAUAGACCUGGUGCUGGCAAAUUUCUGCCUGCCAACGUGGACCCCAACCUGUGCACACACUUGAUCUACGCCUUCUCAGUAGUCAGCCCCUCCAAUGAGCUGUCAACGUAUGAGUGGAAUGACGAGGUUCUUUAUAAAGCCUUCAAUGAACUCAAGCAUGUAAACCCUGGGCUGAAGACUCUGCUGGCUGUUGGUGGAUGGAACUUUGGAACUACACAGUUCACCAUCAUGGCUUCAUCUCCUGCCAACCGUCAGAGGUUCAUCCAGUCUGCUAUCGAGUUCUUGAGACUGUACGGCUUCGAUGGGCUGGAUCUGGACUGGGAGUAUCCUGGAGCACGAGGAAGCCCACCAGAGGACAAGAGUAGGUUCACAGUGCUCUGCCAGGAACUGCUUGACGCCUUUGAAAAGGAAGCUGCUGCGACCAGAAGACCGCGGCUGCUGCUCGCAGCUGCAGUUGCUGCUGGGAAGGGAAACAUUGACAACGGUUAUGAGGUCGCUGCUGUGACAAAGUUGCUAGACUUUGCAAAUGUCAUGACCUAUGACUUACAUGGAUCUUGGGAUCCAUUCACCGGCCACAACAGCCCUUUGUACGGCAGCUCUGCUGAUGUGGGUGAGCACGUCUACUACAAUGUGGACUUUGCUAUGAAAUACUGGAGAGAUCAAGGAGCUCCUCUUGAAAAACUCCUAGUUGGUUUUCCCACAUAUGGACGCACAUUUCGCACAACAACAGGAGCUAAUGGUGUUGGAGCUCCAGCCAAUGGACCAGCCUCUGCUGGGCCAUACACCCGUGAAUCUGGCUUUUGGUCCUACUACGAGAUUUGCAAUUUUCUCCAAGGAGGCAGCGUACACUGGAUUGAUGAGCAAAAAGUUCCCUAUGCCAUUAAAGGCAAUGAGUGGGUCGGUUUUGAUAACAAGCAGAGCUAUGAAAUCAAGGCAAAGUAUCUGAAAGAAAACAAAUUUGGAGGAGCGGUCGUCUGGUGUCUGGAUCUGGAUGAUUUUGCCGGACAGUUCUGUGGACAAGGAAGAUAUCCCCUCAUUAGCUAUUUGCGCUCUCUUCUGAAUUCAGAUUUUCCAUUACCUACAACUACACUCCCAGUAUUCAACGAAACGACAUCACAUCCCAUCACAGAGGACUACACGACGGUAGGUCCUAUUGUUACUUCCAGUGCUUCUACCAACCAUACUGCCGGUACUGCCACAACUCCAACCACCAGAACUACCACAACUGCUGUUUCUGGAAGUGGUUUCUGCGCCGGAAAGCCCAACGGUCUCUAUGCAAAUGACAAGGACCCCAGGAGUUAUUACCAUUGCUCCAACGGUAUCACAUACAUCAAGACAUGUUCAAAUUCCCUUGUUUUUGAUGACAAAUGCAAAUGCUGUAACUGGGCUUAAAUAAAUGCCUUCUUUAUGAAACAA